Linum trigynum is the source of this 375-nucleotide messenger RNA. The record is from the annotation of a GenBank genome assembly. NCBI's taxonomy places the organism in Eukaryota, Viridiplantae, Streptophyta, Magnoliopsida, Malpighiales, Linaceae.
AUGAAAACUGCUGCUGCAUCUCUCCCUGCCGGCCGAAUUUUUCACAUCCCAGGUGGAGAGAUUAAUGAAUCGGCAUGCCUCUCCACCGCUCCAAGAAAACAGCAGCAACAUACCCGCUUCAGAUGGAAAGGGAGAGCCAUCUUUUAUCAUCUAGAAGACACUUAUCAAAGGUUUGUCAUGUCCGUAGAAGAUCAAGAAGUUUAUGACAAAGUAAACAAACGGUUGCACUACGAACUCAUGUCCAUUUCCAGAAAGUUGUCCCAAACUACUCGACGAAGAAGGCAGCUUAUUCUUCAAGAUAAGAGAAGUAGGAGGCGAUCUGUUGUUGAAGUUAGGCUACUAUGUAUUUGCAUGACUUUGAUACUUGUAUUGUAA